Messenger RNA from Trichobilharzia szidati, 668 nucleotides. The record is from the annotation of a GenBank genome assembly. Lineage: Eukaryota; Metazoa; Platyhelminthes; Trematoda; Strigeidida; Schistosomatidae.
CACAAAUUAGAAACACGUUUUCGUUAUAAAUGCUCACUUGCAACUACAGAAAAUGUAGGCAGCUACUAGACACCGAUGCCAUCGCCACCAGUUGUCAGCAUAUCUUCUGUGCAACACACAGUCCUCUUCAUCUGAAAACCUCCGAUGGCAUGUUUCAAUGUCCAGCCUGCAAAUCCAGACUGCAUGAGAAUUCAGAUAUAUAUGAAGUUAACUUGCAACCAUGUGAACAGUUUCGAAGCAUGAUUCUGAUGGGACAAACACCCGAAACUGUCUUGGACAUAUGUCGCAGAGCUAUUGCAUUUUACUCCACACAAACUGCUCAGGAAGUCAAAUAUUUAGAGUAUGUCAUUUACAAGCUCCAGGAAAAGUGCAAAGGUAUGGAAAGUCAAUUCAAGUCUCUGCUGAGCAACUAUGAACAGAAGAUCAAAAGCCUUCAAAAUGAGAGGGAUUCUGUAAGACAUGUUUAGCAUAAUCUGUCUUUCUUUCAAGUUGCAGAAGGAGUGCGAAGAACUGCGAGAUAAACUUGUAUCGUCAAGUCACAAACUCUCGAAGUUGGAAAGUGAUUUGAAUCAGUUGAAUUUGUCGAGGAGAUCAGGAUCCAGUCAUGCACUUCCUGAUUCUGGCCAUUCCAAUCUAUCAUCAGACACGCUACAUCGAAAGUUUCCUAG